AUGGCUGCUUUCCCUACCCUCGUCUUCGGUGGAGCCACCAUCACGGCCGAAGAUGGAAGUUUUUCAAACGCCGAAGAGGUUUCGACUCUGCUUGAGACCCUUAAAGCUGAAGGAAUUAUACAGCUUGACACUGCGCAGUCCUAUGGUGGUGGUACCAGUGAACAACUCAUUGGCCAGGGCAUGGCCAAGGGAUUGUCAGACUUCCUUGUUGAUACCAAGCAUGUCGGAGGAUGGGCUCCAGGAAGCUCAUCUCGAAAGGAGAUUUUUGAUCGAGCAACUGCCAGCCUAGAAAGACUAAGAGUUGAGAAAGUGAACAACUUCUAUAUUCAUGCCCCUGAUCACAAGGUGCCCCUUGAGGAAACUCUUGCUGGGAUCAACGAUCUCUACGAAGCAGGAAAAUUCAACAACUUUGGACUAUCUAACUUCAACGCCGAGGAGAUCAAAGACGUUGUGCGCGUUGCGAAGGAGAAUAAUUAUGUUCUUCCUACAGUCUACCAAGGAAACUACAGCGCCGUUGCUCGCCAGCUGGAUAGUGAUAUCCUGCCCACUUUGCGCGAGAAUGGAAUUGCAUUCUAUGCCUACAGUCCUAUUGCUGGCGGAUUCCUCACCAAGACGACCGCCCAGUUGACUUCCGCCUCUGGUACUAAGGGAGAGGGCCGUUGGGACCCCAAGUCAGCGAUGGGAUCAUUCUAUCACGCUCUAUACGGAAAACCUACUUUCUUUGAAGCAUUGGACAAGUGGAAUGCCAUUUCUGAGGCGGCCGGGAUCCCCAAGGCUGCGCUUGCAUAUCGCUGGGUUGCGUUCCAUUCGGCUCUUGAUGCACGACUUGGGGAUGCUCUUGUCAUUGGAGCUAGUAGUUUGAACCAGGUGAAACAGACAGCUGCCGCGCUUAAAGCUGGACCUCUGCCUGAUGAGGUGGCUGCGCAGAUCUCAGGCCUGUGGGAGAUUGUGAAGAACGAUGCGGUUGCUAACAACUUUGAUGUCAUGAGAUCAACCUAG
This is a messenger RNA of Penicillium subrubescens, 999 nucleotides long. RefSeq names its product aldo/keto reductase family protein. The transcript has 2 exons. Bases 1 to 999 code for a protein of 332 amino acids. The record is from RefSeq and is a predicted model, not a curated record. Lineage: Eukaryota; Fungi; Ascomycota; Eurotiomycetes; Eurotiales; Aspergillaceae.